AACGAUUAAACACCAGAGAGGCUAUAUGCACCAACAGACUGAAAGUACGUGUAUGGUACGUGUGUGGAUUAUCUCUAGUUUUAUACAACACUGAAUUAUCUAUGCUGGAAGACCUUACAGUCAAUUGACAGAGAUAAGAAAAGUACAUGUACACUUCUAGACAAGGCAUACAUGGACAACUAUUUGGCACUGUUUUCUGCGCUUGUUUUCUGUACAACAGUUUGCGGAGAUACCAAUGUAUGUGUUGGUAACUCUGACGGCCACUAUGAAAUAGGUUGUCGGUCGUACGUCAAAUGCACUGGAGGGAUAGGUGUUCUUCAUGACUGCCCUAACCCCCCUGCUCUGAACACUGUCUACAAUGCCGUUACAGGACAAUGCGAUAGACCCGAUAAUGUGGCUCGUCCCUGCGGACAUUGGCAGGACUGCUCCCUUCUUCCGGACAAGAGAUACCCAGACAUGUACACUAAUUGUACCACAUACUAUACCUGUCACGGGGGCACUUUCUUCGGACACAACUUCUGUAGUAUAGGUCUAGUUUUUGAUGAAAAUCUACAGCUGUGUAAUUGGCCUUAUAAUGUGGCGCCACCGUGCGGUACAUUGACAACACAAUAAUGCGGGGAUCCUGGCAGAGCCAAGAUAUUCUUAAGAAGUUUGUCUUUGGAUAUGCAUGAAUAAAAGAUUAAAAAUUGUAAA
This is a messenger RNA of Ostrea edulis (European flat oyster), 693 nucleotides long. RefSeq lists its product as uncharacterized. Bases 172 to 612 code for a protein of 146 amino acids. The transcript has 4 exons. Gene Ontology annotation, molecular function: chitin binding. NCBI's taxonomy places the organism in Eukaryota, Metazoa, Mollusca, Bivalvia, Ostreida, Ostreidae. Gene Ontology annotation, cellular component: extracellular region. The record is from RefSeq and is a predicted model, not a curated record.